Messenger RNA from Ruditapes philippinarum (Manila clam), 1554 nucleotides. RefSeq lists its product as uncharacterized. The record is from RefSeq and is a predicted model, not a curated record. Lineage: Eukaryota; Metazoa; Mollusca; Bivalvia; Venerida; Veneridae. The transcript has 4 exons. Bases 598 to 1554 code for a protein of 318 amino acids.
UCUGAUAUGCACAAACAUUCAAACUGUAAAAAGAAAAUGAAAUGAUUUCAUUUUGAGGGAGAAAAUAAAGUAGAAAUGACUGUUUAUUUAAAAUUGCACUGUGGUUUUAUUCAGGCAUUGAAUAUACGGAAUAUCUAAUGGAUAAAUAAUGCAGAAGCUACUAAAAUGAAUAGUUAAUGAAUUAAUCGUUUGUGCAGGCAUUUUUGUGAAGAAAAAAAAAGAUUAUUUCAACAAAACUUUUUAUUCGGCUAACUCAUUUUUCAAUGAGCAUUUGGGUAAAGUUACAGCAUAUGAGCCACAUGCCCUUUUGUGAAAUUAAAUCGUGAAUUAGAUUUAUCGAAAUCUACUGCAAUAGCUUAGCGUAUCAAAGUACACAAAGGGUCUUACGGGUGUUGAUUUCAUAUGGAUUCAGACACGGGUAUCCGAAUAAACAAUUAUUUAACAGUCUCCGUGUAUAUGCAAUAGUUAAAUAAUCUGAACGUGAAUGUACACAUUGUUUUUGUUAUAGACGUGUCUUUUGUGUCUUUAAAUUUCUUUUGGAUAUUUCGAAUAUUCGGAUGAUAAACUUUUGUAUAUAUUAUUUGGAUACUUGUAUCUAUGGUGUCUCCAUCAACUUCACCAGGAAAGCUUUCGAAACCAAAGUUUCCUCUGUUCAACCGGCUCUUGCAUGAAAGUCUGUCCGGGAGGGUACCGGCACGGAACGGUAAUUAUCCUGAGUGUCCAGCUACAGCCCCUGUGCUCUUGUGCUCCUCUAAAACAAGUAUUGACGACAUGGCAAAAGAAACUGUUCAUAAAGAAAUCAAGAUGGCACAUGAGAUACAUUUAAAGAACAACAAAUACCGGCAGUGGGUUAAGGCUGGCCUAGGCUUGGGUUAUCUUAAAGAGGGACUUGCGCCAUUUUGUGAUGACAUAGGAAACCAGCAGCACAAAGAUAUUAUAAACCAAAUACAACAAACAAAGACUCCUCAACCAAACAUACCAUGUGGCGCCUGUCAGAUAACAACUCUCCAGCCAGAUCAUGUCCGAGUCUCAAAAGGGAUAUGUCCCCUCAAUCAAGAUAAAUGUAACUGUUGUUUUCCAAGUAAUAAGAGACCCUGUCCAAACAAUAUAUGUGGUGCCAUCUAUGACAGCAUUAUACAGUAUCAUGCAUCAAUGCCACCGGCACCUUUUUGGAAAAACAGUGAUGCCCAACAGUGGUCGUCAGACCCGUGGAACGUUUGCAAAUGUUUUAUAAAUGCUCCCGGGUACAAGGACAAGACAUCAGCAGUCGACACUGAUUGCACUGGGUUGCUGCAUGUUGUCAUAAAUAACAAGUACUUUCAUAGCCAUAUUGGAUGCAAUGUUACAGGACCAAACAAUCUUUUUUCAAAGGUACGGCAGUACCGAAAUGAAAUUUUUCACUCAAGCACUAUGGAGUUAGAGGAGAGUAAGGCUAAUUCAUAUAUUGAUGAUAUGAUAGCUGUUCUACAAGAUGGUAAGGAACUUGUACAUCGACAAGAUGCACAAGAAGCUGUUGGGAAACUUCAAGAUGUAAGUGUACAUAAUAAAUUAUAA